UGCGCCCUGUGGUGAAUGGUGAUUGCACCGGUCCGGUCUCUGUUUUGGUAGGGCACACGCUUCAGGCUUGCUUCUUCUGUUGGUGCAGCUUUCCAUUUUUUCAUUUAUUGGCUCGUCUCGUUUCGUUCGCCCUCACCACGGAUCGGCGGCCGGACAAAGGGUAAACGAGGGUGUUUUUCCGUUCCGAACCCGUUCUUCUCUCCGACGGAUGCCAAGAUGGAAAACGCUGAGGAGAUAAUGCACUCCCUGGAAGAGUUCGCAAAGUUCAAGCCGAAAGACAUACCGAAAGAGCUGGACGACUAUCUUGGCUACGUUGCCAAGACUGGUGACCCCGUCUUCAAAUGGUCCAUCAUCAAAUGCCUCUUCAGGGAGAAGUUGGUGAACGUCAUCACAGACUUUUACGAGAGCACGCUCACGAUAGAACUGCCCCCUUGUCCCAACGUCGACGUUUUCAAUUACGAGAGGAUGAAGGCGAACCUACUGGAGAGGAUCGACUCUUUCCACGGGGCACCGUUCACCGUGCAGAGGAUAUCCGAGCUGCUCACCAACCCUAGAAAAGAGUACAACAGAGCUGAUAAGUUUAUGAGGGCCAUAGAGAAAAACAUACUUGUGGUGAGUACGAGGGAGCCCGGGAGGCAUGGGGAAGACGGCGAUGGCCAGGGCGAGGCGUCUUACAACGGGAUGCCUUACUCGAGAGAACCGCUCUACGUGUCUCGCUGCAACGACUCAGUCGACCCCGAUUCUUCGUCCCAGGAAUUCAAAGUCAAUUCAGACACCCCUGAGAAAGCCGAGGCCAAGCCGGAGGAAGAUGACGCGGAAAAACCUGCCCAGGAGGAAAAAGCGAACGAGGAGAAUAGCGUGACAAGCCCUGAGAAGGAAGAGGCUGUGAAAAGUGAAGAGAAAGAGAGUGUGAUCUGUUCGACGGUGAGCCAAAAACCAGAGCAACCGGCUCGAGAAAACGAACCGUCAGUCAGAGAGUAUGUUUCUGUAGAAGAUUUCGAUACUGUUUUUGCCUUAGAUCCAGAGGCGCAAAGAGACCUUCAGCGGUACUUCGACCAGAUGAAAGAACAAGCGAAAAACCCGGAACAGGGGGAUAAAAAGUCUAGCAAACCCACUUCUGAAAACGUACCUCAAGAAAAGGAGCCACAGCCCGAAGAAGACAAACCCAAAGAAGAACCCCAGGUAGAGAAGCGUGAGGUCGAUCUCGAAUGCAAAGAGCCUCAAUUCUCACCUGACCCCGUCGAGGACCAGCUCGUCGAGUGCGAUACUAGCAACUCGGCCGAUUCAGAAACGAGCAGUUCCUCGGAGAAAAAACAACAGGUGUCUGAGGUGUCGAGCGAAUCCGAAGAGAACGAGGUCACUUCUUGCGACACCUCUCAGCCUGCAGACCAAAGCCAGCCCGACGAAGAAGCCAAACAGAAAGACCCGAAUGAGAGAGAAGAUUCGGUUAUCCACACAACGAGGGAAGAACCCGAGCCCAUGGAAAUAGAAGAAAGCCCUACAACGACAACAAAAAAACAUGAAGCAGAUUGAGCCAAGACUUCAAAUUCUCAUGGUGAUCUAGGAAUUUUAUUUAAUUGGAUUAUUCUCUGUUACAAAUCGGGACAGUGGAUAACGAUCAGAUGCCCGAAAUAAAUAAACAAUGUUGAAGUAAAAAUUAAUUAUGGGAUAAAAAUGUUUUGUAAGCACAGGAUUUAUUUAUUUAUUAGGACUUAAGCCGAAGUUGUGAAUUUAUUGACAAACUCAUAUUUUUGUAAAUAUUUCAAUAUGACAGUAUCUCUUGUCUGUUACUGAAUACAAAUUUUCAUCUUGAAAUGUUUA
Cimex lectularius (bed bug) is the source of this 1821-nucleotide messenger RNA. It is a transcript of the gene PPP4R2r, whose product is annotated as serine/threonine-protein phosphatase 4 regulatory subunit 2. The record is from RefSeq and is a predicted model, not a curated record. Gene Ontology annotation, cellular component: protein phosphatase 4 complex; cytoplasm; nucleus. Gene Ontology annotation, biological process: protein dephosphorylation. Lineage: Eukaryota; Metazoa; Arthropoda; Insecta; Hemiptera; Cimicidae. Bases 217 to 1533 code for a protein of 438 amino acids. The transcript has 2 exons. Gene Ontology annotation, molecular function: protein phosphatase regulator activity.